AAAACAUUAUUUUCAUUUGAUUAUAAAGACAAAAAUAAAUCCAAUUGAGCAAACCAGCAACUGGAAUGUUUGUGUAUAAGAGUGUGUGUGUGUUGGUAAGGGUGUGUUGGGCAGGUGACGUCACCAGGCGGCGAGCGAGAGAAGGGGCGUGGCUCUGCUCGUGGUCGCUGUCCGUGGUACUGAGCUCGCGCGCGCUGACAGGACAGACCGAGACAGAGCGCGCGAGAGAGUUCAGCAUCUCUCUCCUCCUCAUUAAGUCUGUUUCUUCCUCUUCAUCCUGUCGGAGUGUGUGAGUGUGUGAGUGGGUGUGUGUGUCUCCGGUACCGGGACACGGCGGUGCGGUCGGUGGAGCAGGAUAGCAGGAUGGAGAGCCCGGUUCCGGUCUCUGUGCUCCGGUUUACGCUGCUGCUGCUGAUCCUCCGCCUGAGCGCCGCGAGCCACAAACACGGCUGUCUCUUUGAGGAUGAUCUAUGUGAGCCACAUGAGGUUUGCAUCAAUAAUGCAGUGUUUGGUCAGUGUCAGCGAUUUCCUGUUUCAGAGCUUUACACUUACGACGCAUCUCCAGCAGCACUGCAGAACCUGAGGAGCCUGCUUCAACAACUCGCCCAGCAAGGUUACUCAUGGCAAGAUGAUGCUACACAGCAGGUGAUUUCCAGAGAACUGCUAGCGCUACCUAAAAUCCCACUACAACACCUUGGUAAAAACUUUCCAGCUUACGGGUCACGGACUCAGCCUAGCCAUGGCGACAACAGAAAAUACUUACAGGAACUUGGCUUCCUACCUGCUGAUGUCACUUCCUCCAAACAAGGACUUCAAGGAAAGUACAAAAUUAAAGGAAUGUCUGACCUCCUGGAUUUGAUCAUGGAACCUAAAGCAAGGCCAGCUCCACCACCAUCCACCUCGCUCUUUCAACCUCGUCCAGGCUCCAAACACUCAUACCGGCCUGGACUCAAACCAGCAGACCGAACUGAGCUCCUGGACCAAACUGGGCUUCUCUCCGAGCUACAGCAGUACUUGCAGUCAGAGCCAAAAGAAGCACCUGCAGGUCCAUCUCAGAAACAGCUCCAGCAUUUCCAGCUUCAGCAUAGCUCUCCUGUCAAAGCAGGCGAUUCGAGACGACCUCCUCGACCCAGAAUCGACAAACUGUUGUUUAGGUCAGGAGCAAACCGGCCAAGAACUCAAGACUCCCUCAGCUCAGUGGAUGAGAAGUUCAUCCAAGGCGUGGUGAAACAGCUCGGACAACAGAGCCUUAACAUAGACAGCCUGACCCCGAACGACCUUGACCAGCUCUCUGAGGUCAUCACUCAGGCCCUGCAGGUGGUAGAUGAUGUAGAAGGGGUCAAAGGUCGCGAGGUCACGGUAGAAGAUGAGGGUGAGAUGAAGAGCGAGGCAGAUGCACAGGAUGGACAGACUAAAGAAAGCAGGCCAGAGACGGAGGGAAAGGACAAAGUCUUUAUCAGUCAGCUCCUGGACUUCCUGGACAGGACCUCAAGCCUUGAGGCUCCAGAUCACCCCCAUGAUGAAACGUCUCUCCUGGACUCUCUGACUCUCCCACAAACACCUGCAGCUCUGAGGUCAUCUGGAGUGGAGCUUGUCCAGAGUCGAACCACUCAGACCAGCGUGGACUUGACCAAGAAGAAGACGGAGCCGGACACGCUGGACCUGCACCUCGCAGGAGAUGCUGAGGUGGAGCAGUGGCUGCGUGGAGAAGAAGCUGUGGAUGCAGAAGCUCUGCACAAGCAGAACCACACAGAGGAAGAGGACGUGGAGAAGGAAGGUGGACAUAUGGAGAAGAAAGGUGGACACGUGGAGAAGAAGUUCAGGGUGGACGUGACGGCGUACUCCGCCCCUCAGCACGACGGCAACUUUGGCUACAUCAUCACGCAGGACUCUCUCUCCACUGACCAGGGUCUUAGUCUGAUAGAAACCUUGGCUAAGAGAGCAAACCUGCGUGUGACCGACUUCCUUCAGCUCUCGGUUCUUGGUCCUGCAGUAACCUUCAGAGUGAAACCCAACACUGGGAACAUCACCACAGCACUGCUGGCCCGAGUGGCAGUUGAGCAGAAAGGCCAGUUGGAGAAGGAGAGCGGUGUGAAGAUUUUGGAAGCCGGACUGAGUGAUCGGUCCAAGCUGAAUCAAAUCCCUGUGGUCAAGCAAAGCCGCCUCGAACCCAGCAACUUCCUGGUUCUGGUCCUGGUCUCCAUGGCGUUCGUUGCCGUGGUGCUUGGCCUGUCCGGGGCGCUCUUCUGCAUGCGCCGCCGCUCCGGUUACGAACUGAAAGAGAAGCUGGUUGGCAUGGCAACAGACACCGGGAACGAUGCCACAACGACCUAUCAGGAUCUAUGUCGUCAGCGCAUGGCAGAGCGCAGCUCGGAUGUUUUCCAUCAUGCCACACACACGUCACGCAUCAACAGCGUGUCAUCACAGUUCAGUGACGGAGCGACUCAGAGUCCAUCAGCACGCAGCAGCACAUCGUCAUGGAGCGAAGAACCUGCACAGAGCAACAUGGACAUCUCUACAGGACACAUGAUCCUGGCGUACAUGGAGGAUCAUCUGCAGAAUCAGGAUCGUUUAGAGAAGGAGUGGGAAGCCCUGUGCAGUUAUCAGGCCGAGCCGGCCACAUGUUCUUCGGCUCAGGAUAAAAACAACACCAAGAAGAACCGACCCAACGGCGUGCUCACGUAUGAUCACUCGAGAGUGAUGCUGAAGGCGGAGAAUAACCAGAGCGGAUCGGACUACAUCAACGCUAGCCUCAUUAUGGACCACGACCCCCGUAACCCAGCCUACAUCUCAGCUCAGGGUCCUUUGUCAUCUACGGUGGCCGACUUCUGGCAGAUGGUGUGGGAGAGUGGCUGCGUGGUGAUCGUCAUGCUAACACCGCUAUCAGAGAACGGAACCAAACAAUGCCACCAAUACUGGCCGGACGAAGGGUCGGACCUGUACCACAUCUAUGAGGUCAAUUUGGUGUCAGAGCACAUCUGGUGCGAGGACUUCCUGGUGCGCAGUUUCUACCUGAAGAACGUCCAGACCAACGAGACACGUACCGUAACCCAGUUCCACUUCCUGUCAUGGAUGGACCAGAAUGUUCCUGAGUCAGCUCGAACCCUGCUGGACUUCCGCAGAAAGGUUAACAAGUGUUACAGGGGACGAUCGUGUCCAAUAAUCAUCCACUGCAGUGAUGGAUCAGGAAGAAGUGGGACGUACAUCUUGAUAGACAUGGUACUGAAUAAAAUGGCAAAAGGUGCUAAGGAGAUCGAUAUCGCUGCCACUCUGGAACAUCUGAGGGAUCAGAGAGCAGGCAUGGUGCACACCAAGGAGCAGUUCGAGUUUGCGCUAACCGCCGUGGCUGAGGAGGUGAACGCCAUCCUCAAAGCUCUGCCACAGUGAUGAUGCUUCUACACACACACACACACACACACACACACACACACACACUCACUCACUCACUCACUCUAUCUUCUCUUCCUGUGACUCAGUCGUCUAUUUGUCACAAAUCUGUGCUUCUGCUCGUCAUGCAUAUAGGGAAACUUCUUACUGAUCUUCCUCUGUGUGACACACACACACACACACAUCAACUUCAAACAAUUUCAAAUAUUCUAUUUCAAAUAUUAAAAAUGUUUUAUUGUGAUGAAAUUAAGAGAUUGUAUUUUGUGAUGAACUUAUAGCAGUGUGUAUUAUAGCUAAUAAGUGUGUGUGUGUUAUAGCUAAAAUAUAUAUCAGAUCUAUCUAUAUAUUUAUUACAUCUACAGUGUAUAUACAAAUUGUGUGUGUGCGUGUGUGUGUGUGUGGUGUGUAUGCACUGUGUGUGUGUUAGGUUGUUGAAGCAGCAUAGCAUCUUGUCCGAUCUCAUAUACACACACACACACACACACGAGCAAUAUCAGUGCGAUGAUCAUUAAGCUCAUCUGGUUUGAAACACACACACGUUGUGGUUAUUGUGUUUCUGUAUGAUGUCCAUCAAACAGGACAAAAACUACAUCCUUCAGACAUUUAUACAUCAAAAUUUUUUUGUGUGGAGAAUCAUGAAGAACGUCUAAUAAAGUCUACCAUGAUGGA
Molecule: messenger RNA, 4056 nt
Organism: Hemibagrus wyckioides
Lineage: Eukaryota; Metazoa; Chordata; Actinopteri; Siluriformes; Bagridae
Gene: ptprn2
Product: protein tyrosine phosphatase receptor type N2
Exons: 23
Coding region: 364-3387 (1007 amino acids)
Biological process (GO): protein dephosphorylation
Cellular component (GO): secretory granule
Molecular function (GO): protein tyrosine phosphatase activity
Source: RefSeq, a predicted model, not a curated record